Plectropomus leopardus (leopard coralgrouper) is the source of this 822-nucleotide messenger RNA. The record is from RefSeq and is a predicted model, not a curated record. Lineage: Eukaryota; Metazoa; Chordata; Actinopteri; Perciformes; Serranidae.
AUGAACAUCGUGCUGUGUCACCGCUCCGUAAACGUUGACCAGAAGCUCACGGCCCUCUACAGCCUCAAGUGGCUCGUCUCAAUCCGGGCUCCUGAGUUUGAGGAUUUCUGCCAGAAAGAUGCUCACGAGUUCCUGACGACUCUUCUGGCUCAGAUGAGCAGAGAGUCCCUGCUGCUGCAGGAGGUCGCUGCCAGCGUGGGAUGGAGCUACAGGUGCCCCGUGGAGAGACACUUUGGGUUCAGGAUGCAGACCACCUGGACCUGCAAGAGCUGUGGAGCUUCUUCUGCACACGAGGAGAACUUCACCAACCUGUCUCUCAACCUGGAGCCUGGAAGCUCAGUCCAGGAGAUGAUCCAGGACUACCUGAAGGAGUCAGAGUUGGAUUUCAGGUGCGACUGCGGCGCCAACUCGUCCAGCCAGCAGUCAGCCUUCGUCACGCUGCCCAAAGUGCUGAUGCUGCAUUUGAAGCGGUUCACCUUCACGCCGCGGCUGGGGCUGCAGAAGCUGAGAGACCAGGUCGACCUCUUCAGGGAGCUGAUGGUGGUCUCAGAGCAGGGUGACGGCUGGUACAGUCUGGUGAGCAUCAUCAGCCAUCUCGGCUCCGGAGCGCACGCAGGACACUACAUCAGUGAAGGUCUGCAUCCAGAUGUGGAUUUGGAUGACCCCGCUGACCGCUGGCUGACCUUCAACGACUCAGAGGUCACACGCACCACCGGGUCCUCGGUCUGCCAGCAGCGUCAGCGUGACGCCUACAUCCUUUUCUACCAGCGACGGAUGAUGUAGAGCAGUGGAGGAGGCCACGUGGAGGCGUGAUGAUCCCGC